Mycena indigotica is the source of this 2271-nucleotide messenger RNA. Its product is annotated as FHA domain-containing protein. The transcript is spliced from 7 exons. The record is from RefSeq and is a predicted model, not a curated record. Gene Ontology annotation, molecular function: protein binding. Lineage: Eukaryota; Fungi; Basidiomycota; Agaricomycetes; Agaricales; Mycenaceae. The coding region runs from base 1 to 2271 and encodes 756 amino acids.
AUGGCGCCUAAACUGUCAGGAAGCGGGAACGACAAGGAGGUCGUCACUAUAACUGUACCAAUCGAGGGCAAGCACUCGAAAUUCCGCGUUGAGCUAAUUAUGGUAGGGGCUGAGAGCCAAUCGAAGAAGAUCUACAAGCCGAAAGACUCUGCGUCUGUCGACCUCACACAGAAACUGCUAGCGAACAAGCAAAAAGUCAACCCUCUGCAUGCCAAACUUGUUUUCGACGAAUCUAAGGUAUCAAUUAUAGACCUCGGAUCUCCAGAGGGGACUUGGGUCAAAUCAAAGAAAGGCUCGUUGUUGAAGGAUAAGGCGCAUGCGCUGAAAAACGGAGACAUUAUCGUCUUCGGUGCGAAGCAGGAUGUGGAUGCUAAAGAGCAUCCGGAUGUCUUUAAAGCAGAGGUCAAAUUUCUCACUAAGAGACCGCCUCCCAGAAUAAAACGUCCGUCUUCUGUUGCAGAGCAGACCACAACUUCCCCACAACAACCCACCACUUCGGCUCCGAAACUUGUGAAGACGCAAUCCCAACAGCCGACCCUUGCGCCCCCCGACAGCAAACAUAAACGAACUGCAAGCCUACAGAACGCUCCCAAACCGAACAUGCCAGCAGCGCCAGAUAAGAAGCCGCCACCUUCAGUCAAACCGAGUGUCGAUUUGGAGCAACAUGUCCAAAUCCCAUGGACCAGCGUUUAUCGACUUGGAUAUGGCAUCGAUGCACUCACUGGCGAGUUCAUGCCUCAUCCCGCCCUUAAAAGCUUCACCCCACCAACGGCUUCUCGGCCCGGCAAGACACGGAUAUCGGUCCGGCGGCUGCAUUGGAAAGAUGUUGUGGAAGACCGCGACGAAUUCGAGGUUUCUGCGGGAGGAACGGUCAAUGUACCCGUCCCCGUUGGCGCGAGUGCGAAGAUAGCGUCACAGUUGUCGGAGAAUGCGAACUCAUCGACAAUGCUCAUUGAAUACAAAGUCGAGGCGGACUUUGCACCGGAGUACCUUCCGAGCAACAUUCAAUUGAAAGCUGGGCUGGAGAAGCUGUCGGAUGCCGAGUUCAGGGCCCGGUUUGGGGACUACUAUAUAGCAGGGGUACAAAAGGGCUAUAGUUGUAGAAUGGUCGUCGUUUGCAAAGUGGACGAAGAAGGGACAACAGAGUCGCACGAGAAGGAGGUCAUGGCAUUGCUUGACAGUUACUUCAAGGCGGGAAUCAAGCUCGCAGACGUCAGCCAGCGGUCCAAAGGCUUUACAUUCCAAAGCGUUCUUGUUGAUGCUGAAGGCUGCACUAUCGAUACAGCAAGUGUAUUUGCGAUUGGAGUGGACCAAGCGCCACAAACACUGGCUAAAAUCAUCAAGAACGCUCCGGGAGUUCCCCGCAUCGCGUUUUUAUACCACUACAGCUCAGUGGACUCUUGUCCGCUCAGCCGCCGAGUCGAGGUUCAGAAAGCCAUGUUCAAAAAGGCUCAGGCAAUGCGCAAUAUCUACACCUAUCUCCAGUCAUGUCUUCUACAUCCGGCCCUCCAACCCUUUCCUUCCGACAAUCGCAAGAUUCGCGCUGUCCACAAACGUUUUGAGGAGAAGCGUCGCACCAUUAUACAGCUUACCCAGAAUGACAAGAGGACGGCGGAGGACAUUGAGAGCCUAGAGAAGGAGCUCAAAGCGCUGAAGGAGAAAGCCGAUGCGCUGAUCACGCGGUACAAUUUUAUUUGUCAAGUCACCAAAAUGGACAAGGGCAUUGUCGCGCACCCGCCAACUGUUGUCGAUGGCCAGUCACUCUAUCGCUGGGACUGCGGCAAGACUGGCGCGCUGCAGAAGUUGGCGGAGCUUGAGGCGUACAACCUGAUUUGCUUCGAGAGGAAUUACAAGGCCUACGAGUUGGAGUGGCAGUCACCGAUGACGGACGAGCCUUCGGCGUUGCGGCAACUGUUCAAAGGUGUUAUACCGCGCGAGACACUAUCUUUUACUGCCCAGAACACGACGAAUCCGCUUCCGCCUUCACCAUUACCGAAAUCCAAGAAACUGCCCAAGCAAGACCAAGACCCUGGCACGUUUGCAUUUUGCCUCCACAACCACAAGCCGAUCCUCGUUCUUGGCUGGUCGGUGUCGUGUUACUGGCCGGAUGCGAAGACCGCCCCAACUAUCGAGGUUGACCAUCCAGCAAAUUAUAUCUUCGCUGACCAACUGCGGGUGUCUAUUGAUUGUUCCCGGGCGACGAGGUGGUGGUGCAAGGUUACUUUUGUUGUCAAGUCAUCUUACGAUUUCAAUGUCUCCGAUGUGUGGUAG